Messenger RNA from Rattus norvegicus (Norway rat), 4013 nucleotides. NCBI's taxonomy places the organism in Eukaryota, Metazoa, Chordata, Mammalia, Rodentia, Muridae. The record is from RefSeq and is a predicted model, not a curated record.
UCUCCCAUACCUUCCUCGACUGAUCCCUGGAUCUGGAGGAAGGAGAAGAUUGUCUCCAGCUUGGUGUCAAGGAUGACUGUCCUAUUUCAUGGCUUCUCUCCUUCCACAGCCUGACCUCUCGACAAGGACUGAGUGGAAGAAGCAACAGAGAGAUAAGGCUUGGGAUGCCGGCUGUGGAAUGAGUCUGGGUGCUGGGACCCCCACCUGCCUCUGCCCUCACCGGAGAUGGUGACCUUUAGGGACGUGGCCGUGGUCUUCAGCGAGGAGGAGCUGGGGCUGCUGGAUGCUGCCCAGAGGAAGCUGUACGGAGAGGUGAUGCUGGAGAACUUCAGGAUGCUGCUCUCAGUGGGAGGCAAGAAUCUAGAAGACACGGAGUCUCUCGAGGAGGUGGGACUGAGGCACCUGCCACACGAGGAACUUUUCUGCUCACAGAUCUGGCAGCGAGUUAUAAGGGAGUUAGCCAAGGCUCGAGAUUGCAGAGUACGUGUCGGAGAACAUGGCUCUCCGGUGAAACGAGACAAUCGUGACGACGAGGAGUACAGCAAACAUUCCAGUCAGAAAUCACGGCUCCGACUCCACUGCGGACUAAAUGGUGGUGAAGAACCUGACAGAGAGGAGAGGAGUGAGAAAGACUCCUGGGACUCUCGCCGUCAGGCCGAUGGGCGAUCCCCUGUGGGAGAGAAGAGGUAUAGAUGUGAAAAAUGUGACCUGUCCUUCUGUCGGUUAUCGGGUCUCCAAGCCCAUCAGGUGAGGCACACUGGAGAGAAACCCUACAAAUGUGAGGAGUGUGGCAAGGGCUUCACUCGGGCCUCCACUCUUCUGGACCAUCAGAGAGGCCACACUGGAAACAAGCCCUAUCAGUGUGGCGCUUGCUGGAAGAGUUUCUGUCACAGCUCGGAGUUUAACAAUCACAUACGAGUCCACACGGGAGAGAAACCCUAUGUAUGUGAGGAGUGUGGGAAAGGCUUCAGCCAGGCCUCCCAUCUUCUGGCCCAUCAGAGAGGCCACACGGGAGAGAAACCCUACAAAUGUAGCACGUGUGGGAAGGGAUUCAGCCGGAGUUCAGAUCUUAACGUUCAUUGUAGAAUCCACACAGGAGAGAAACCCUAUAAAUGUGAGAGGUGUGGUAAAGCCUUCAGUCGAGUCUCAAUUCUCCAAGUGCAUCAGAGGGUCCACAGUGAAGACAAACCGUAUCAGUGCUCAGAGUGUGGGAAGGGCUUCAGUGUAGAGUCUCACCUUCAAGCCCACCAGAGGUCCCACACUGGAGAGAGACCCUAUCAGUGUGAGGAGUGUGGGAGAGGCUUCUGUCGGGCGUCCAACUUUCUAGCUCAUCGUGGAGUUCACACAGGAGAGAAACCGUAUCAAUGUGACGUGUGUGGGAAACGCUUCCGGCAGAGGUCCUACCUCCACGACCACCACAGGAUCCACACGGGAGAGAAACCGUACAGAUGCGAGGAGUGUGGGAAAGUCUUCAGUUGGAGCUCAUACCUCAAAGCCCACCAGAGAGUCCACACGGGAGAGAAACCGUACAAGUGUGAGGAGUGUGGGAAAGGCUUCAGCUGGAGCUCAAGCCUCCUGAUUCACCAGCGAGUCCAUGCUGAGGACGAGGGACGCAGAGAUUUCCCUGCGUCAGAAGGCUCACAGGGGAAACAAACUCUAUGAUGUUUUAUAUUUUGGAAUUUCAAAUUGGAAGCUGAAAGGUCCCAAUUCUUAGAGUUCUCAAGGCAGACAAAGGAGUUGUAGGAUCCGUAUUUGAUUGGAAUGGGAGGCUUGGGAGACCACACAUAGAGAAGCCUUGUAAGUUGGAGCUAUGUAGACUUUGGUCAGAACCUUGACCUUUAAUCCACGGAGACAGGAACUGUGGGAAGGUGGAGUGUGACCUGCAGGUCCCUCAACGGAAGGGACCGGAUCUGUUCCACAGGAGCAACGUUCUUACACUGCUGAUUGCGGCCACACGUGGGGCUUCAUAACUGUAAGCGACAGUCACGGGAUAUUUAGGGACGCUACAAGCUUUCUGCACAUCCAGUGACCAAAACCUCAGAAUUCAUCAGAAACAACAUCACCGAAUGGCAACCAGUGCCAAGGAGUGGUCUCUAGAAACUCUCCGUCUCACUGAUGACUGUAGCCUGGGGAAGUGGUUUCCUGAGGAGAAUUUGAAUUCUAAGCUAUAAGACUUAACCACGAGUGACCAAAUCAAAUUCAUCUUGGAGAUCCUCACUUAACAAGGACCCUUUUAAGAAGAACUAUAGUCUAGUCACAUGUGAGCCCCUGGGGUCAAUGCAACUGUUUCAAGUUCUCAAUGAUGUUCUAGCUAUCAGAGAGGAAAUGCCAGAACAGACAGCCAACAGAAUUUUGAAACUUUUUGGUAUCCUCAAAUACAGACCUUUGGGGAAAGGCUGCAAGCAAGAGGACCUUUCUAGGGUUUGAUGAUUGGAAUAAACCUGUAAUUUACCCAUUGCGUCACUGGCUUCUUCAGAUGAAUGAUGAACUUUAAAAAAAGGAGGGGACAUACAUAUUUAGCUCAUUUGAAAAAUAAAACAGGAGGUGCCAAGUGAGUUCUUGAAGAUGAGACUGCGGCUGAUACCAAUCAGCAAUAUGGAGAGCUGAUGGGCGGGCGCCUUUAAAACGCUGCAGAAAGCAUGUGAGCAGCUGGAAACAUCUGGAUUUUUUUUUUUUUUUACAGCAGAUAUAUGAAGGGAUGCAAGUGCAAUGGAAGAACUAAAAGACCAUCUCAUUAAGAGAGUUGAAUGUUUGAAGAAGAGGGCGAAGACUGUUCAGAAUCGUCAGCCGAUGCUUAAAAUAGCAAGUCAGCUUUGAGUUGAGAAAGAGAAGAAUUUCUUGCACAACAGAAACAGGAGAAAAGGAAUCAGCCAUUCGCGUGGUGUAGAGACUGUAAAGAGGUUGGAGCCAGCUGACAAGAAUGUGGCGUGCGGCAGCGGGCAGAGGCUAGAGGAGACACAAUUAGUUCAUAUGUGGUCACUGAAAAAUUCCCCAAAUAAUUAGCAAGAAGCAAGAAUUACAUUUGUUUGUUUAUUCAUUCAUUUAUUUUUAUGUCGAAAGUGGUCCACAGUGACUAUCUCCAACUUAAGUCUGAAGUCAGUGAAAUAAACACGGAGAUCAGUUGCUUGAAAAGAAAACGAUGAGAAGCGAGCCAAUUAACUAAAGGCAAGCUCUCACUGUAUAGGUAACAGGCAUCCAUCAUUUCUUGUGAAGCAGCACAAGCUGAGGAACUUCAGGAGACCAAUGAGAAGGAAGCUUUGGCAUGGAAAUGGGGCGGGGCUAGCAGAACAACAGGAGAGGGCAGUUGGGACAGAGGGUGCUAGGAGACAAGCGAGCCAGGAGCAGUUGAGCUGAGCAGAUAGGGCUACAACAGUCGCUAUAGUUUGGAACAGUUAGAAUUGGGGAAACUGGGAGGAGGGACUGUUUACACCCUUGGGAAACAGAGAGGAAUGGUUGGGAGAAAUGUUUGAAGGGGCUGGGCUAGAAACACGAAGCGGGAGUUAGGAGAACUGGUUACUGUCGUGAAACAGCCAUUUACCUCUAGGCUAACUGCUAUGUUGAUUAAUGGCAAUAUGUUUAACUUUCCUAAGAACAACUUGAAACAAAGCACAGCUGUUCAUUCUGUAUUUUCCCCAUCAGCAUGUCAGGUACAGUUAGGUUCUCGCGUGUUAGCAUUUUCUCUUGUUUUUAUCUCGUUUUCCCCUCUCACAAGCUCAUUUUGCUUACAUCCAUUUCUUUAAAAAAACCUAUCUAAAGAUAAACAUCUUUGUUCGCUAUUCAUAUUUCUAUUUAAAUUGCUGAACCGUGAUUGAAUCUUUGUUCCUUUUUAAAAGUUGGUCUUGUUCUGGGCCUUUAAGAGUUUUCAAGGACUGGCAAGGUGGCUCAGCAGGUAAAACACUCCUGUUGCCCAACCUAACAAGUGAGUGCAAGGAGAGAAUUUACUCCUGUACGCUGUCCCCCACGCAUACAUGAACACACCAAUAAAUAGUUUAUUUUUUGAUUUUUCAAAAAAA